AUAACAUGUAAGACUACAUUAGUUUAACUACACUCUUAAGUCGUAACACAGGAAGCAACACCAUAAUGGCACUUCACCUUCAACUCCUAACCCCUUCUUCCCCAAUAAGCUCGCAUAUUGGUAAACACGAUCUUGGUCGUCGAGUUCUCAACUUUAAUUCACAUGUAGCUAAUUUACGUUUCAAAUGUUUUUCCAUCCCCGUCAAUUAUGAGGCAACAGUUCCUAGGCGGUCGGAACACUAUCAAUACCAACCCACCAUUUGGGAUUACGAUUUUGUGGAGUCACUCCAGAGUAGCUAUGCGGACGAAACUUACAUGGACCGAAUGGAGAAGCGGAAGAAAGACGUGAGGCUUAUGCUAGAAAAGGCGGAAACACCGUUAGCCAAACUCGAGCUGAUCGAUACAAUUCAAAGGCUCGGAAUGAGUUACCUCUUUGAGGAAGAGAUAAAAAGAAUCUUAGGAAACAUAUACAAUGAAGAACAUAUAGAUAGUUGGAAGAAAGAUAAUUUACAUGCCACUGCUCUCAGUUUUAGGCUCUUCCGGCAAUACGGGUUUCAAGUCUUCCAAGAUGUCUUUUAUGACUACAAACAUGCAAGGGGAGAUUUCCAAGAAUUGGUGGCCGAGGAUGUAAAGGGGAUGUUAAGUUUAUAUGAAGCUGCACACGUAGUUUCCGAAGGGGAACAAGCCUUAGAGGACGCCAUAUUCUUCACAACCAAAUAUCUCAAACUGGCUAUCUCAUCAGGGAACAAUAUUGACCCUAACCUUGCUAAUCGAAUCAGCCAUUCUUUAGAGAUUCCAUUGCAUUGGAGAAUGCAGAGAGCAGAAGCUAAAUGGUUCAUCGAUGCAUAUGAGAAAGAGAAGGAUGUGAAUCCUCUUCUUUUUGAAUUGGCAAAACUCAACUUUAACAUGGUUCAAGCAACACAUCAAGCAGAUCUACGAAAUAUGUCGAGGUGGUGGAGAAGUCUUGGUGUUGCAACCAAGUUGAAUUUCGCUAGAGACCGGUUGGUUGAGAGUUUCCUAUGGAGUAUGGGAAUAGCUGUGGAACCUCAGUAUGGGCGUUGCCGGGAAUGGCUUACGAAAGUUAUGAAUUUUGUGCUAAUCAUCGAUGAUAUCUACGAUGUUUAUGGUUCCCUAGAAGAACUAGAGCUAUUUACUGAAGUCGUCGAGAGGUGGGAUACUAAAGAAAUGGAGAAACUGCCCUACUAUAUGAAGAUAUGUUUCUUAGCUCUAUACAAUACAACAAAUGAAAUGGCUUUUGAGACUCUUAAAGAUCAGGGAUGGGACAUAUUGCCUUACUUAACGAAAUCGUGGACGAACUUUAUAAAAGCGAUGUUGGUAGAGGCUAAGUGGUGUAACGAGGGCCACACACCAUCCCUCAAGGAGUAUUUGGAGAAUGGUUGGCUCUCAUCUUCUGGCUCUGUAUUUCUAGUCCAUGCUUUCUUUGCAACAAAACAGAACAUUAGAACUGAUGUCUUACAAGCCCUGGAAGACAACCAUAAUCUUCUCUAUUGUGCAUCCAUGAUGUUUCGACUCUCCAACGACCUCGCAACUUCAUCGGCGGAACUGGAAAGAGGUGAUGUUGCAUCAUCGAUACAUUGUUAUAUGCGGGAAAAUAAUGCUUCGGAAAUGGAUGCCCGUGAGCAUGUAAGAGGUUUAAUCAAGGAUACAUGGAAGAAGAUGAACGGUUCAAUAUGUGAUUCUCCAUUUGACCUUCCAUUCAUUAACAUGGCUUUGAAUCUUGCUAGAACAUCGUUAUUCAUUUAUCAAUAUGGGGAUGGACUUGGUGUUGAAGACGCUAAAAGCAAAGACCAUGUCAUGUCUUUGAUAGUUAAUCCGGUUCAAAUUGAAACCCAUAAAGAAACCUUGGUCAAUCAUUUCGCUGCUGUAUAAGAAGUCGAAAAUAUAUUUUUCUCUCGUAUAAUCUUUUGGUUUCAAAAGUUGUAAGUUGUCGAUGUACUAAACCUAUCAGGAAUAAUAAAUCCGAACAUCUCAAAUGGUGUUUUGUUCUAAA
Papaver somniferum (opium poppy) is the source of this 2010-nucleotide messenger RNA. RefSeq names its product terpene synthase 10-like. The transcript is spliced from 7 exons. Gene Ontology annotation, molecular function: terpene synthase activity; magnesium ion binding. The coding region runs from base 66 to 1889 and encodes 607 amino acids. NCBI's taxonomy places the organism in Eukaryota, Viridiplantae, Streptophyta, Magnoliopsida, Ranunculales, Papaveraceae. Gene Ontology annotation, biological process: diterpenoid biosynthetic process. The record is from RefSeq and is a predicted model, not a curated record.